AUGGAGGCUACCGCUGUAGACCGUCGUCUGGGAGCCUUUCUCCUACACCUGUCAGCGGCCCUCCAGCUCUACUCCCAACAAAGGGACCCCUGGUCGGAUGUAGUGGUCCGCAGUUGUAAGAAGGCUCCUGCCAGGGCUCCGUGUGGGGUUUCCUCCUCUGUUGGCAUCCCCCUCUCCAACAAAUAUUCAGCUCUGUCCAUGACUGUGGAGCCACUGGACCAGGGCCCUGCUGAUCCCAAGGUCUCCCCGAGGGAUGCUGCGCCCUCACUGACAGACACCACAGCCUUCCCUCCACUCAUGGCUGCCUGUGCCCCACCGGGCCAUCCAGCGUCGGGCCAUCCAGCGUCGGGCCGUCCAGCACCAUGCUGCUCGCCUCCGUCCCCCCGUCCCUCAGCCCAGCGGAGGCGGCUCCUCAAGGACGUGGUGCGGUGCCACACUCGACGUCCUCAUCCCCGGGUGCCUGACGGGGAGGGCGGCUCGGAUGGUUUUCAUCUUAAUAGAGCUGGCACCCGCGUGCUGGCUGCCAACCUGGCAUACAGUCUACAACACACUCAACUCUCACUUUCCUCCCAUCACCCCAAACGUAUACCAACUGACCUUUCCACCACUGAUUGA
Molecule: messenger RNA, 615 nt
Organism: Xyrichtys novacula (pearly razorfish)
Lineage: Eukaryota; Metazoa; Chordata; Actinopteri; Labriformes; Labridae
Source: the annotation of a GenBank genome assembly